Spea bombifrons (plains spadefoot toad) is the source of this 7138-nucleotide messenger RNA. RefSeq names its product mediator complex subunit 12 (gene MED12). The transcript has 43 exons. Gene Ontology annotation, molecular function: transcription coactivator activity; beta-catenin binding. Gene Ontology annotation, biological process: regulation of transcription by RNA polymerase II. The record is from RefSeq and is a predicted model, not a curated record. NCBI's taxonomy places the organism in Eukaryota, Metazoa, Chordata, Amphibia, Anura, Pelobatidae. Gene Ontology annotation, cellular component: mediator complex.
CGUGCGCGCACCCAGGAAGGGGAAGGAAGAUGGCGGCCUUCGGGAUUCUCAGUUACGAACACCGGCCGUUAAAGAGACCGCGACUUGGACCCCCCGACGUGUACCCACAGGAUGCUAAACAGAAGGAGGAUGAACUAACAGCUCUGAACGUUAAACAAGGGUUCAACAAUCAGCCAGCGGUGUCCGGAGAUGAACAUGGCAGUGCUAAGAAUGUCAACUUUAACCCAGCCAAGAUCAGCUCUAACUUCAGCAAUAUCAUGGCAGAGAAGUUGCGCUGCAAUACUCUGCCAGAUACUGGCCGUAGGAAACCACAGGUCAAUCAGAAAGAUAACUUCUGGCUCGUGACUGCUCGAUCGCAGAGCUCCAUCAAUAACUGGUUCACAGAUCUGGCAGGGACCAAGCCUCUCACACACCUUUCAAAGAAGGUCCCAAUAUUUGGCAAGAAAGAGGAGGUAUUUGGCUUCCUGGCAAGGUACGCCGUACCGGUGAUGAGAGCAGCCUGGCUUGUUAAGAUGACCUGUGCCUAUUAUGCAGCCAUUACAGAAACCAAAGUAAAAAAAAGACAUGUCAUGGAUCCUUUUAUAGAGUGGACUCAAAUCAUAACCCGUUACUUGUGGGAGCAGCUACAAAAAAUUGCUGAGUAUUACCGUCAGGUUUCUGGAGGCUGUGUUCCUGCUUCUGGCCCUGUGUCACCAGAGGUCGAACUGUCACUAAAGCAGUGGGAAUAUAAUGAAAAAUUGGCAAUGUUUAUGUUCCAAGAUGGGAUGUUAGAUCGACAUGAGUUUCUCACCUGGGUCCUUGAGUGUUUUGAGAAGAUCCGUCCAGGUGAAGAUGAACUAUUGAAGCUACUGCUCCCCCUCCUACUGCGUUAUUCAGGUUCCUUGGUUCAGUCAGCCUAUCUAUCCCGGCGCCUGGCUUAUUUCUGCACAAGACGCCUAGCGCAGCAGCUGGAGGGCAGUGGUGGUCACACAGGACACCUAAUGGCGGCACAGACAGGCAAUGCACUUCCGCCUGCCCCUGCACCCCCUCCGCCUUCAGGAUCUGCUCCAUCCUCUCCAUUUAGUGACCUUCUGCAAUGUCCCCAGCAUCGGCCUCUUGUGUUUGGGCUAAGCUGUAUGCUGCAGAGCAUAGUUCUUUGCUGUCCCAGUGCUCUUGUUUGGCAUUACUCUUUGACGGAUAACCGAAUAAAGACUGGGUCGCCCUUGGAUCAUCUUCCAAUUGCUCCAUCCAGUUUACCAAUGCCAGGGGGUAAUUCUGCCUUUACUCAGCAGGUGCGGAGGAAGCUGCGUGAGAUGGAGCAACAGAUAAAGGAGAGGGGACGAGCAGUGGAAGUCAGGUGGUCAUUUGAUAAAUGUCAGGAGGCAACUGCAGGUUUUCCGAUUGGUCGGGUCCUUCAUACACUGGAAGUGCUGGACAGUCAUAGCUUUGAGAAAUCUGACUUCAGCAACAACCUGGACUCUCUGUACAAUAGAAUCUUUGGGCUUGGUCUUGGCAAGGAUGGACAUGAGAUCUCCCCAGAUGAUGAUGCGGUAGUUGCUCUCCUUUGCGAAUGGGCUGUAAGCUGCAAACGUUACGGACACCAUCGUGCGCUGGUCGUGGCAAAAUUGCUGGAAAAAAGGCAGGCAGAAAUUGAAGCCGAACGUUGUGGUGACUCUGAAGCUGUGGAUGAAAAGGGUUCUGUAUCUUCAGGCUCCUUGUCUGCUCUUAGUUCACCUCCUGUGUUCCAAGAAGUCUUGCUUCAGUUUCUUGACACCCAAGCCCCAGUGCUAACUGACCCAGCAAAUGAAGCGGAGCGAGUUGAAUUCUAUAACCUGGUGCUGCUGUUCUGUGAGCUGAUCAGACACGAUGUGUUCUCACACAACAUGUACAUGUGUACGCUCAUCUCUCGAGGGGAUCUUGGGCUGGACCCACAUGCACCCCGACCCCGCUCUCCCUACGAAGACCCAUCAGAUGACAAUGACCGCAAGGAAGGCGAAGUCAACAACAGCAUUAAACUAGAGGACACAACACUCUCUGAAAGCAUGGAUAUAGACCACAGCUCAGGGGCUUUAUUUGAUGAUGUAGAGAAGGGGGAUUUUUCAAUUUUUUCACCUGCCAUGCGAUGUGAAGGGAGAAGUCCGGGUCCUGACGAAGGGGACUGCGAUGCUCGCCGACCAGCUAAGGGUCUGAGCGGAGAUGGUCUUCUUACUGUGUUGUACGAACAGCCGCGGCACAUCCAGUAUGCCACACACUUUCCUAUACCGCAGGAAGAGUCAUGUAGCCAUGAGUGUAACCAGAGGCUGGUAGUCCUGUUCGGGGUAGGGAGGCAGCGAGAUGAUGCUCGUCAUACAAUUAAGAGGAUCACACGAGACAUUCUGAAGGUGCUGAACCGCAAGAGCACUGCUGAGACGGGUGAGUUUUGUUGAGAGUAAAGCAAUGCUUUGCAUAAAAGAUGAAAUUGGUGAUAUAUAUAUAUAUAUAUUCUUUUCCAUCCAGGAUCAAAUGAGGGUCAACGGAGACGAAGGGCAAAGCCUGAAGCAUUCCCAACAGCGGAGGAAAUCUUCUGCCGUUUUCAGCAGCUCUCGCAUUUUGACCAGCAUCAGGUGACAGCGCAGGUCUCUCGAAAUGUUCUGGAGCAGAUUACAAGUUUUGCACUGGGUCUCUCCUAUCACCUGCCGCUAGUACAACACAUUCAGUUCAUCUUUGAUCUGAUGGAAUAUUCUCUAAACAUUAGUGGACUUAUCGACUUUGCCAUCCAGCUACUGAAUGAGCUGAGUGUGGUCGAAGCGGAGCUGCUGUUAAAGUCCUCCAGCCUGGUUGGCAGUUACACUAUGGGUCUGUGUCUGUGCAUUGUGGCUGUCCUUCGCCAUUAUAACACCUGCCUGAUUCUCAACCAGGAGCAGACAGCCCAGGUCUUCGAGGGGCUGUGUGGCGUGGUGAAGCACGGGAUGAAUCGUCCUGAUGGCUUUUCUGCUGAACGUUGCAUUCUUGCAUAUCUUUAUGACUUGUAUAUGUCUUGCAGUCAUCUCAAGAGUAAAUAUGGCGAGCUCUUUAGUGAUUUUUGCUCCAAGGUGAAGAACACGAUAUACUGCAUCGUGGAGCCAUCAGACUCAAACAUGCUUUGGGAGCAGGAGUUUAUGUUGGACACCAUUAUUAAUCCAUCUGCACACAGCCUGAACUGUGGCAUGCUGGGAAAACUGCUGAGAGACUCGCCCACCAACCGCUACAGCUUUGUGUGUAAUGCACUUGUCCACGUGUGUGUGGGAGACCAUGACACAGAUAGGGUUAAUGACAUUGCCAUUCUGUGUGCGGAGCUGACUGGGUCCUGCAAAGAUCUGAGCUCUGAGUGGCUGGGAGUGCUGAAGGCGCUUUGCUGUUCCUCCAAUAAUGGAACUUGUGGCUUCAACGACCUGCUGUGCAACGUGGAUGUCAGUGAUCUCUCGUUCCACGAUUCUCUUGCCACUUUUGUGGCCAUUCUGGUUGCACGGCAGUGCCUUUCACUAGAGGACCUAAUCCGUUGUGCAGCCAUUCCAUCUCUCCUCAAUGCUGCUUGCAGUGAGCAGGAUUCAGAAUCUGGUGCCCGGCUCACCUGCCGCAUUCUGCUUCAUCUCUUCAAGACUCCGCAGCUUAAUCCAUAUGAACCGGAUGGCAGUAAGCCAACGUUUGGGAUCCGCUCUUCUUGUGAUCGCCACCUACUGGCAGCUGCACAGAAUCGCAUUGUGCCCGGAGCGCUCUUUGCUGUGCUGAAGGCUGUAUUUGUUUUGGGGGACGCAGAACUCAAAGGUUCCGGGUUCUCUCUCCCAGCCGGCACUGAUGACAUCACCGAAGAAGAUUUGUCAACCAAGAAAGCAGGUGGCCGUCCUGUAUCCAUAGAAACGGCCAGUCUGGAUGUGUAUGCCAAAUAUGUUCUACGCAGCAUCUGCCAGCAGGAAUGGGUCGGGGAGCGUUGCGUGCGCUCUCUGUGCGAGGACUCCAAUGACCUCCAGGACCCGGUUCUCAGUAGUGCGCAGGCACAACGCCUCAUGCAGCUGAUAUGUUAUCCGCACCGGCUGAACGAUACGGAGCAAGGCGAUAACCCGCAGCGACAGCGCAUUAAACACAUCUUGCAGAGUUUGGACCAGUGGACGAUGCGACAGUCUGCCCUGGAGCUGCAAUUAAUGAUCAAACAGACGUCCAGCAAUGAAAUGAAUUCACUGCUGGAGAACAUUGCCAAAGCAACAAUUGAAGUGUUCCAACAGUCUGCUGAGAAUGUUUGUACGGCUACUGCCGCAAGCGCACCCAUCAAUAACGCACCUUCCAGUAACACCCUACCCAAUGCCAAAUCCAAACCAGUACUCAGUGCUCUGGAGAGAUCAGGCGUGUGGCUGGUGGCCCCUUUGAUUGCAAAACUGCCAACAUCUGUUCAAGGCCAUGUUCUGAAGGCAGCCGGGGAGGAACUCGAGAAGGGACAGCACCUCGGAUCUUCAUCUCGUAAGGAGCGCGACCGACAAAAACAGAAGAGCAUGUCCCUUCUAAGCCAGCAGCCGUUCCUUUCUUUGGUGCUGACUUGUUUAAAGGGUCAGGAUGAACAAAGGGAAGGACUAUUGACAUCACUGUACAGUCAGGUACAACAGAUUGUGAGUAACUGGCGGGAGGAUCAGUAUCAAGAUGACUGCAAGACCCCUCAGCUGCUGCAUGAUGUCCUUAAACUAAGGCUUAACUUGGUGGGAGGGAUGUUUGACACCGUUCAGCGCAGCACUCAGCAAACCACCGAGUGGGCUGUGCUUUUACUGGACAUCAUCAGCAGCGGCACUGUUGAUAUGCAGUCUAAUAAUGAGCUCUUUACUACAGUACUCGACAUGUUGAGUGUACUGAUUAAUGGAACAUUGGCGGCUGACAUGUCGAGUAUCUCUCAGGGCAGCAUGGAGGAGAACAAGAGAGCUUAUAUGAACCUAGUUAAAAAGCUUCGGAAGGAGUUAGGUGAUCGCCAGUCUGAGAGUUUGGAGAAAGUACGUCAGCUGCUGCCACUUCCAAAGCAGACUCGGGAUGUCAUUACAUGUGAGCCUCAGGGAUCUCUCAUUGAUACCAAAGGCAACAAAAUUGCUGGCUUUGAUUCCAUAUUCAAGAAGGAAGGUCUUCAAGUCUCAACCAAGCAGAAGAUCUCGCCCUGGGAUCUAUUUGAAGGCCUUAAGCAGUCGGCUCCCUUAUCGUGGGGUUGGUUUGGGACAGUGCGUGUGGACAGGCGUGUUUCUCGGUUAGAGGAGCAACAACGUUUACUUCUGUAUCACACCCAUAUUAAACCUAAGCCACGUACCUACUACUUGGAGCCCCUCGCACUUCCACCCGAAGAUGAGGAGCCGCCCACCCCUACAAAUAUUGAACCUGACAAAAAGCUCAGCGAACCCCUAAAGGUUGAUAAGAGUGGAAGUGGGGGUACCAGCAACACAGACGACAGAAAAAAGCAAAGCAAGCCCAAAAGCAAGAAACGGAACCAAACAACUAACAAAGCAGAGGAGUAUGGGCUUGGAGGGGGGCGUCCUGUGCCUUAUGGUAUGAGUGUUGCCAAUGACCACAUGCAUGCUCAAGGAACUGGACCCAUGUCCCGUCUGCCUUACGGAGCACCAAAUGUAGGCAUGUACGCUCAAAAUCAGCCGCUCCCUCCAGGUGGUCCACGUUCAGAUAAUAGUCCAUACCGACAUCCUCGGAUGCCUGUGGCAAAAGUAGUCCCGUCGAGACCUCAAUAUCCUGGGGUAAUGCAAUCGGGAGUAGGUGGAAUGUACAGACCACAGCCUCCAACGCAUCAAGGUCAGCUACUGAGGCAACAUCUACAGGCAAAACUGCAAGGGCAAGGGACAAUGCCCCAACCUGUUCGACAGAUGACUCCAAACCCCCAGUAUGGUCCCAUGCAAACCUCUCAGGGCUACACGUCAUACAGCCCUCAUAUCGCUCUGCAGCAGCAUCCCACUCCCUCCCAAGCUGGUACAUUGGUGCCACCAGCAUAUGGUGCGCAAUCCUACCCCGGGUCCAUGGCAGCCUCUGGUGGGGCGCUCCUUGACCCUGUGCGUCAGAUGCAGCAGAGACCCAUUGGGUAUGUCCACCAACAGGCUGGCUACAGUUAUCCUCCUUCAGGAGGCCAAAGGUUUCCACACCAGCAGAUGCCACAAGCUAAUAUGAUGGCUGGAAUGGGUCAUAUAACUGCUCAGUCAGUACAAGGUGCAAUUAGACCCAACCAGAUGCUACCUGAACAGCAGUACAUGAGACAGCAGCAAAUGAUCCGGGUGAGUGGUCACAAUCAACAACAACAACAACAGCCGCAAGUCCCACCUCAGCAACAGGCGCCUCCCCAGCCGCAGCCACCUCCCCAGCAAGUAGCAUCCGUGCCACAGUCACAGGGACAGCCGCCUGGACUCGGCAUGCAGUCUCUGCCCCCUCAGCAGCCACUGUUUCAGAGACAGGGAUUGCAGCAGACUCAACAGCAGCAACAGACGGCAGCUCUUGUGCGACAAUUACAGCAACAACUAUCCAAUACACAACCACAGCAAGCUUCUAAUCCAUUUGGACGCUUCUGAUUGAUGGUUGACACAAUCCACUUUGUUAAUCGAAUGGAUAAAAUCUAAGUCCUAGAACUUCCUGACCUUGAGAGAAGACGUCACCAGGGAAGUAUGUUUUCUCUGGACAGACAGUGCUGGGAAGAUGUGUAUUUAUGGACUUGUGAUAUAGGAACAAUGUUACCAGGUGUUACAGCAAACGAAAGGCAAGGGAUGGACCUUUCAGUAGUUUUGGUUUCAACUAAAAAACCAAUGUGAGAGCCAGAAUGUCUUGUGAUCCCCGUAUACCAUGGAGGGGAGUUGCUCACGUGUUUUGUGGACCUUUUAUCUUUUAAAAAUAUUUUAGUAUUUUGUUAACCAGGCGAUUAAAUUGUCAUUUUCUAAAGUAUUUAUACGUCCACCUCUGAACUUCUCUAAUUUUCGGAUACCGCUACUACAUAACUUCUGCUGUUACCCCUGGGUAUGAGGUAUGGGGUUAUAAAUAUAUAAGAACAGGCCUUGUGUGUAAUAUUUACAGUGUUUUGAAUAUGUUUUUUUUUUUUUUUUUUUUCUUGCCGAUGGUGCCUGUUUUAACCGGGGCCUGACAUGAUUAAAACUGUACUGUGGGACUGAGAGGAGUCCUUCCCAAUGCU